Molecule: messenger RNA, 3659 nt
Organism: Megalops cyprinoides (Indo-Pacific tarpon)
Lineage: Eukaryota; Metazoa; Chordata; Actinopteri; Elopiformes; Megalopidae
Gene: mpz
Product: myelin protein zero
Exons: 6
Coding region: 57-752 (231 amino acids)
Biological process (GO): myelination
Cellular component (GO): membrane
Source: RefSeq, a predicted model, not a curated record
CUCUCUUCUUCUGCAGGGGGCCUCCGUCUUGCUCUCCAGCAGCUGAAGAAUCAAACAUGUUGCUGUUUGUGGCGCUGGCGUCCGUGGCCCUUAUAGGAAUCGCUCCUCAGUCCCAGGCGAUUGUGAUCUACACUGGCUGGGAGCGACACGCCCUCGUGGGCUCUGAUGUCAGACUGUCCUGCUCCUUCUUCUCCUGGCGCUGGACCUCAGAGGAUGUGACCUUCUCCUGGAGCUACCGGCCGGACGGCUCCCGGGACAGCAUAUCUAUAUUCCACUACACGGGAGGAGUCCCCUAUGUGGAUAAUAAGGGCCCAUUCCGCGACCGGCUGGAGUUCGUGGGGAAUCCACAGCGCCGUGAUGGAUCCAUCCUGAUUAAGAAUCUGGACUACAGUGACAAUGGAACCUUCACCUGUGAUGCAAAGAACCCCCCGGACAUCGUGGGCCGGCCCUCCAGCGUGCGCCUGCUGGUCUUUGAGAAAGUGCCCAUCCAGGCUGGCGUGAUCACCGGUGCCAUCAUCGGCGCCGUGCUGGGGCUGCUCGUGCUCAUUGUGGUCAUUUACUAUCUAAUGAGGUUCCUGGUGGCCCGUCGAGUCUUCAGCCUCAGUGUCAGCAAACAUGGGAAGAAAGGUAAAGGUAAAGAAGGCUCACAGCAGAGACAGGGCCCGGUGCUCUACGCUGCCCUGGACCAGUCCAAGCUGAAGGCCUCCGCUUCCGAAAAGAAGAAGCAGGAGUCUCGCAAGGAUAAGAAAUAGGAUUCGGGGAGCAGAGAGCUAGAGAACCAGGACAAACCCCACACAGCCAAGCCCAAAACCCAGAGACAGAGACAGGCAGCAGGGGGGGAGCAGGAGGGGGGGUCACCCAAACCAGGGAGGGUGCUGAUGACUAUUGAACUUGAGCUGACCAAGGGAGAGAAGGAGGGAGAGGGCACCAUGCCCAAAUCACCCAGCUUUCUAUCCCAGCUAGCAAGCAAACUGGCCCCCAAAUAAAGGAGAGAAAGAGGAAAGGAGGGAGAGAGGAUAGAGGGCAGGAACACACCGAUGAAGCAAUGUGUGCUUAUUCUGGAGGUGUCUGACUCGACUCCAGGGUAGUCUGGACCAGAGCUUCCCACUCUUAGCUCAGAAACCCAGCCUAAUCAUUCUUCACCUGACAAUAAAAUAAAUCAGUCUAUUUUAUGAUAAAUACCUGACAACAAAGUUAAUAAUUUUAUUUAAGAUAAAUACUUGACAAUAAAAGAAAUAAUUCUAUUAGAAGGUAAAAACACUAAUUAAGCUCACAAUAUAAAUAUAGUAGUGUAAAAUACAUUUAAAAUAAUUUGUUCAUUUUCCAAAGUGCUGGUCAAAGGUAUUCUACCCACACAAAAUAGUUUCAUAUUGAUAUCAAUAUAAAACAUAAUUAGAACUGAAAUUGUAAGUUCAGUCUGUGUGAGCAUCAGCUCUGUAGCAACAGUAUCACCUGCUCACCUGUGGAUGUGUGAACUCUCACCUCACAAAACACGCAUGUAUUUUCUUUUUUUACCACAGGCAAAAUUUCUUCUUUUCCAUGCCAAUGAAAUAUUAAAGCGUCUUGGAAGCUUCAGACCUUGACUCUCCUCGUCAUCUCUCUUUCCCUCUUUCUUUCUCUCUGUCUCUCGUAGAUUUUUUGAGACUCUUUUUUUCCCAAGCUCUGACUGCACCGGGCUGCUCCAGCUCCCCCCAGCCCCGCCCCACGACACCUAGCCCCGCCCACUGCUGUUAUAACCACAUGUCACUCCAGCUCCGCCCCCACCCCACCAGCCCCACCCACCUCAGUGUCUGCGCUUGGUGAGUCGCCACUUUCCAAACAGAAGCCCCGCCUCUCCGCAAGAAACUCCUCCUCACUGCAGACCCCUUCCGGCAGACAGAACUGGGAUUAAACUCUGAGAGGCAGUUUGCCAAAUUCCUGUCAGUGCUGUGCUCACGCUGUAGCUCCAUGGAGCUCAGCAGCCCCAGAAACACCCUGCAUGAGAGACUGUACACUAGAGCAGAUGAGAUGCAUACACUCACGCUUGCAUUUCCACACUGAAAUACCAGCCUGCUCUUUCAGAUGCAGAUAUCAUGAAAUGUGAGGUGGAAAAUGGUCAAACCUGUGUCCUCUUCAACUCAGAAAGCUUUGAAAUAGAAAAAUGGGUUUUCUGUAAUUCAGCUGGAACACCUCACCAGCUCACUGAGGGACAUUAACAGACUCUGCCUCUUUCUGUAGAGGGAGGGAAAACUGACACUUAACUUAGUGAUUUCAGCCCUAAAUGUUUCAGCUAAUCAGGGUGCUGGGAGCACUGGCAGUGAAGGUCAGGGUAUGUUUAAUGGCUGGUACCACCAGGAGCAACAGUGUAGCCAAAGAGAAGAGGUUUCCCCUCUAAGCUUGUUCAUUGCUUUGUGUUCAGUGACUGAUAGCCACAAAAUGAAGUCAAUACUGAACCAAAUCAAGUGAAAUAUCUGAGUGAAAUAAAAGAAACGUGUUAUGGAUUUAAUCUGUACACCACACGCUGGCUGAUGUCCGUCAGUGAUCUCUGUAAGGACACGGAGUGUAAUACCUGCUCUCUACACACUGCCAGAGUGACACUUCCCUCUCUUCGCUUCCUGUGCUCAGCCCCCGACUGGCCCGGGCUCAGUGUCCUCUUCCUCUUCCUGCUCUCCCUCCUGCCUGCACCUACACCCCAUUUUUGCUGGUAGAAACACAUAGCAGCCUCACCCCACAGGCAGGCUAAACCCUCUUCAUUACCUUAAAGAUACAAAACAGAAUCUCUAAUUCAUCUAGCUCUCUGCUGGUCACACAGGCGUGUGUAUGUGUGUGUGCCUGUGUGUGCCUGUGUGCAUGUGUGUGUGUGUAGGUGUGUGUGUGUGUGUGUGUGUCUGUGUGUGUAGUCCAUCCCUGUCAUCAUAAACAAUGCAUGUAAUGCCAAACAGACAUUUUACAUGUGUAUAAAUUAUGGAAUACGUGUUUUAGAGAGGCAGAAAUGUAAGGGUAUUUCUUGAUAUUUAAUGAUAUUUCUGUCCUUUUUAUGACUCAGAGAUGUAAGAAUCCAGUGGACAGUUUUGAGAACAGAUAGGUGUGAGUGGGUGACAGGGUGUGCUUCCUGCUGCAGGCUGAUGGGGGUGCUAUUCUUCCUGGUUGCACUCUGAGCAAAGGAAGGAACUCUUAGAGAAAACAUUUUCAUUCAUAAUGUAGCCCAAGUACACAUAAAACAUCGCUGAAAGGGUCUUCUCUGUCCAAAGGUUUCUCUCAGCAGACACUGUCACCCACUCAAAGUGGUUUUGGUGUGAACAUCUAACGCAGUUAUAGUUUCUGAGCUGUAGCUCUGCUCUGUGCAGUAGACUCCAGCAUCUCCCAGGUGCUGUUGCAGUGUUAGCCACUGUGGGUUCGCACAGUGCCUGUGUAGGAUAGAGAUUUGUCCACAGUCCAGGAUUCCUGAUGUUUGAGAAAACACAUUGAAAUGUCUUGCAGACUUUGUGUUGUGAUUGCUUUGUGUUCUGUAUUGGAUCUGAUUUUGAGGUAACAUUUAUAUAUUCUUUGCAGUAAAUACCCAUUAACAGUCUACAUUUUUACAUUCAUUUUUAUUCUAACAAUUGAAAUGUACCAACCAAUUUUGUUGUAUGAAAUGUGUUGUAUAAAGAAAAUAAAUCACAAAUAAAAGCACACACUCA